UAGAUCUGAACCAUUAGAUUUUAAUGAUGUUCAAUGGUUGAGAUUGGCUUAGUCAUGUGACUAAGGGACCCCCCCUUAGUCACCUGAUCUUAGCCCCAUUACAAAGGCUCACUUUUAGUUGACGUGCGAGGGAGGUCCAAAUCCGUAGAAAAGGAAAGUUGGAGGUCCAGUUUGUAAUUAGGCUAUCCUAGAUUCCUAGUCCGUGUGUGAGAGUGAGACAGUAUCCUUUCCAGGCUUCGGUUUCGCAGUUACACGCAGUGGAUCGUAUUAUUUAAAUGAGAUUGCUGCCUGCCUGCCUGCCUGCCGAUAUUCUCAGUCAGUUUGAUUUGAUUGGGAGGAAAUCAACAAUGUCGACCGCGGGUGCGCAGCUGAGAAUGACGGCGGAGGUGUUUCAGCUGGCCAAGAACAAUCACGACCGAAUUGAGGACUGCCACUUCAUCUUCCACGCACCGGACGGCCGCGGCGCCACCACGAUCGGCGUGGCGGACGGGGUGGGCGGCUGCAGAGAAAAGGGCAUCGACCCGGGCGAGUACUCGGAGGAGCUAAUGCUGAAUGCCCUCGCCGCCGUCAUCGAGUCCGGCGACGCGGCGGUGGACCCGAUCAGAGUCCUGAAGGAGGCCCACUCCCGGACCGCCAAGCCCGGGUCGUCAACCGCCUGCAUCAUCACCCUGGCGGCGGGGGACGGGGAGCUGAGGUUCGCGAACGUCGGGGACAGCGGGUUCAAGGUGCUGAGGCGGAACGCGGUGGCGUACGAGUCGCCGAUCCAGCAGAGCCGGUUCAACUGCCCGUUUCAGCUGUACCAGGCCGGCGAGGACCGGAAGCUGGUGGAGGAGUGCGCGGUGGAGGGGAGAGUGAAGGUGGAGGCCGGCGACGUGGUGGUGGCCGGGACCGACGGCUUGUUCGACAAUCUUUAUGGAUCGGAGAUUGAGCGGAUUUUAGUGGAGGAAAGGGUCCAUAAUAAGGGGAAGCCCAUGAUGGAGCUGGCUCGGGUUAUAGCGCUGACGGCGUUUCGGAAUUCGUAGGAUGUAAACUACGUUUCGCCGUACCAGGCUCAGGGCUUGCAGCACGGGAGGGAUCACCGUGGAGGGAAGCCGGACGAUAUCACUGUGGUCGUCGCCAGAAUUGAGUCUGUUCCCUGAGCCUGAGCUUGCCUGCCGGCGACGAUGGAGACGAGCCUGAUGUUAUACAUACCUACCGUCUCAUCAAAUGCUUUGCUUUGGUAUAUGAUGCUCCAUCUCAAUAUCAUAUUUAAUUUGCACAAGUAGUAGUAGUUGAGAAUUCAAUUCAUUAUCUUCUAUAUAAUAGCGGACUACACUUUAUUGGCCCAAACUUCCUACUACUGUUUCAAUUUCUGUCGUUUUGUGUGGCAACCAUUGAGAGAGCUUCGCAUAAUAGCUUCCCAAAAACUUCCUCGCGGCAGUCGGCCAUCCCUUCCCUCGUGCCCUUACCGUAAAAGCAGCAGUCGGCCAUGUCUGUCUGCGGUCGUACCCAUCCUUUCACCAUUCCACUUGCAUUUUUCAAGUUUGUAGGACUGCGAUUGUUGCUGCCGGAAGGAAAAAGAGGCCUCUCUUGCCCUGUUACACACUCGCUUCGUAUCUCCACUGACGUCCCUUCUCUGGCUCUUGGACUGUACCCUCACCCCAUUCCCAAAAUCUCGCCCCCAUUCCUCACCAUUCACCCCAAAUCCCGCCAUCCCGUUGUGCUUUUCAAUGGUACAAUCGCCUCAGCAACCCACUUCAGUACGCAAUCCACAGAGGAAGCCACCUCUCCCCGCCAUUCUUCCUUCCCAACACCCACCCUGCCACCAAUUCCACCUUAUCUUUAGAUUUCUUUUCCUCCGAUACCCUAUUUCUUUGCAAGUUUUUGUUUUUCUUCUCCUCUCUCUCUCUCUGAUGAGGAAACCCAACGAUGGCCGACGGAGAUGAGCCCAGUGGAGCCAUUCCCUGGAGCUUCCAACCUGUAAGUGAAAGAUAUAUAUUUGGUUGCUGCUUUGCGGUGGCUGAAUCUGAAUAUGUUGUUUUCAUGUGCUUUUUAUGCAGGAAAAUAGUGGUUGUGCUUGAAAUCACAUUUAAGAAGAGGUCAAGGUGGUUCUAAACAACCCUGUUGGUUGAAGAAGAAAAUGACGACAAGGGAUUUUCGGUGUUGCGGAAUCGGCGACAACUGGGAUAGUAGGGGAGGAAGGGUGGUGGUGUUGGUAGGAGGAUGAUGAAUGAGCGUCGCGGUGACUGGGGUAGUAAGGGAGGAAGGCUGGUGGUGUUGGUAGGAGGACGAUGAAUGAGCCUCGCAGUGGUGUUAGGGAUUGAAGAAGUUGAAGAGGGAAUCCCCAUUUUUUGUUCUCUUUCACUGCUAACAAUUAGGUUAAGUUUUCCUCUGAUAUUUCAGAAAGUGAUUUCCUUUUUGUAGCUGGAACUUAAAGAUAAAGAGUUGGUAAUCUACACACUUCGAUUUUUUGUGUUUUCAUAGGUAUUCUUGGAGUUCCUCACAUAUUUACUUGCUGCUGGUGUGUUUUUUUCCCACGAUCUUAAGACUGUGAUGGUUUGUUUUUUCCCCACGAUCUUAAGACAAUGACCAGUAGUGUUCCAUUGCUUAUCCUUGCAAUAUUUAGUUCUCAUUGUUGGAUUGUUCUAUUAAUUAUGACAUGAUCUAUGUUAUUCCUCUACAGCAACAUGGAAGCUGCAGCUGGUGUUAGGAGCUGAACUACAUGUGGUUGCAGGUGCAAUACACAAGGAGGAGUUAAUCCACAAAUUGGUAUGUGUUUUAUUCUUCUCCUUCAUGUUGAUUUCUCUGUUCAAUUUAUAAUAUUGAUUCUUUGGAGUUAGAUCUGAAAUAAGUUGUUUUGGACUAGCUCUGCCGUUAUAUAAGCAUGUUUGCCAAUAAGUGUAAAACCUCACUCUUUGGAAGAUUAAUCCUGGUUUCAUGCCACUCUCUUAUUAACUGAAUUAAUUGACUUCAGUGACUGGUGGUGGUUUCCAGUUUCCACCCCCUAAUAACCUGUUCAAGAAUCCUUUUUGCUUUCUUCGUAGUGGGUGGCUUUGUUUCCAUCCCCUAAACACAGUUAACAACUUCUGCUUGCUUUUCACAUGUACUUCACCAUGUUUCUCUAUGACGAAGGCCAAUUAAUGCUUGCUUUUACAGGUCCUUUCCUAAAGUUUCAGUCAAAAGGAGGAAUGCUGCUAACAUUAUGUUCUGUAGAAGAUGAGCCUUAGUAUUUGUGUAUUGAAGCAUUCUACAUUAUGUAUUUAAUUUGUCAAUUCUCUAUUUCUUAGCAUUCUGUAAUUGUAUGGAUAUAGCACUACGGCUUUCCUAGAGUUCCAUAUAUAAUGAACUGCAAUGUUGACUUGAUUUGUAUUAUGGAAUGCAGAGCAGGAUAAUCAGGAAGUUUCUUAAUUUAAAGUUUGAACAGAUAACAAUGUUGCCUGGAUCUAUUUGAUAACAAUUUUAUUAUUUUCUUAUAUAUAAUAAUGACACCAUAAAUUU
Messenger RNA from Linum trigynum, 3477 nucleotides. Lineage: Eukaryota; Viridiplantae; Streptophyta; Magnoliopsida; Malpighiales; Linaceae. The record is from the annotation of a GenBank genome assembly.